Messenger RNA from Solanum tuberosum (potato), 1881 nucleotides. RefSeq names its product fatty acid amide hydrolase-like. Gene Ontology annotation, cellular component: membrane. The coding region runs from base 1253 to 1744 and encodes 163 amino acids. The record is from RefSeq and is a predicted model, not a curated record. The transcript has 8 exons. Gene Ontology annotation, biological process: N-acylethanolamine metabolic process. NCBI's taxonomy places the organism in Eukaryota, Viridiplantae, Streptophyta, Magnoliopsida, Solanales, Solanaceae. Gene Ontology annotation, molecular function: N-(long-chain-acyl)ethanolamine deacylase activity.
CAGAAAAACAUGUUUUUCUCUAAUGAACCGAAGAACAUGCUUUUCUUUGAUGAACUGAAGAGCUGAAGGUAUGUCUGGAGAACUGAUCAAGAGAUGAAGCUAAGUCUCUCUGUCACAGAUGAACAGAAGCUAAGUUUCUCUGUCACGAUUUUCUCUCGGAUUUCUCGCUGAAGAACACAAUUUCUCACAGAUUUCUCACUGAAGAGUUGAAGAGCUUCUCACUGAAGAACACGAUUUUGUUGGAAUAGGGUUUUGUCAGAUGGAUCUGAUAGCUAAGUUAAGACAUCCAUAUAUCGUGGGGUACAAGGAUGAUUGGGUCAAGAAGGGGAACUGGAUAUGCAUCUUUACCAACUAUUGUGAAGGUGGAGAUAUGGCAAAGAUCAUAAGGACGUCUAGGGGAGCUCUCUUCCCAGAAGAGAAACUCUGCAAAUGGCUGACUCAGCUAUUAUUGGCGGUAGAUUAUCUGCACUCCAACCGUGUUCUACAUAGAGACGUGAAGGUAUAAACAGGCCCUGAUUUAAUGAGCUUUCCUUAUGGGAACUAUAGUCCUUCUACCUCGUGCCUCACCUUGCAAAGAUCGUGCAUCUUUUCCUUCUUCCUUACAAUGGUGGCUGCAAACAUUGUUUUCUACUUUGGAUACAAGUCUUCAUUUUGCAUUAUGUUUUUGAAAUGUUGAUGUAGAAUUGUAGCUUUCACUAAUAUGUUUCUUAGUAACUUCAUGUGUAUAAGUUGCCUAAGGAACUGCAUGUCUUAAUGUUUGCAUUUGGUUCUCUUAGUCUGUGUAUAAAUUGCUUAAGGAACUUCAUGUCCUAGCUUUAACUUAUUAAUUUUGGACAUCAUUAUGGAUUAGAAGUUCUGUUUCUGUAAUUUAAUCAUUUGUCUCUAUUUCUUUCACUCCCUCCCUUAUUUACCUAAUUUCCCUUCACAAGAGAGCUCGCGAUCUCUAGAAUCACUGCGCCUCGGAAAAUAUGCAGAUGUGACUACAUUGUUGUGCAUUGAAUUUUUAUUUUUUGGUUAUAACCAUUAUUUAUUUGAUAAUCUCAUAGCAACUUACUCUUGUAGUAGUUUAAUGAUGUCUUCUCAACUGAUAUAUUUGACAAGUGUGAGAAUGUUCUCAGUCGACUAUGAGAAAAGCAUGGAUGCAAAGUAUGUCUAUUUCUAUUAUUACAUUCUCCAUUACUUUAUCUUGGACUUUGGCUAGUGUAUCUUCUAGCUUUGGUUUAGAAUUGUUGGAACAAUUAGCGUCAAUAUUAUGAGUAUCUAUCCCUCUACAAGAUUGUUAGUAUGUUCAAGAUUUUUCUUCAUCUCGUGGUUGACGACUGUAGAGAUUGUAAUACCAGAGUUGCAUGAGAUGCGCAUUGCGCAUAUUGUUUCUAUUGGGCCUGAAUCAUUGUGCACACUGAAUCCAGACUGUGGUGGCGGGAAAGGAGUAAUAUUGACAUAUGAUACUCGUACAAAUUUGGCAUUUUUUCAUUCAUUUAUUGCAGCAGACUAUGUUGCUACUCAGCGGCUUAGGCGGAGGUUAAUGUAUUUCCAUAUGGAGAUUUUUGAGAUGGUGGAUAUCAUUGUGACACCUACAACUAGGAAUAUUCCUAUCACCAUUUCUUAUACUUCCUUCUUUAUUAGCAUGACACCACCCAGAAUUCCACCAAGUGCUAUUAAAGUUAGGGAGACUGAUUUGCAAGUUUCCAGUUUUUCCCUUAGUCACCUCUUACCAGAUAUCAUUAACUAUGGAGUUAAUUGAAACUGUACAAAGGUUGUUUCUCUACUAUUUGUAUUCAUGUAUUCUAUAUUUCAGGAAAUCUUUUGCAGUUUAUAGCAGAGAUAUUGCUUGUGUAUUGGCUUUGUGAUUGUCAACCGGUUCUUAUAUAACUAAGUCAU